UAGGAAAAUUAUUCCAAUCCUGUCAAACAUUUUUUAAAAAGUGAAAUGGAAAAUACUUCUUCAAUCAAUGAAGAAAACAUUAAACUUGAAGAACUUGAUUUAGUGAAACAUGAAUUUAUUAAAGAAGAAAUAAUUGAAGUCAAAGCUGAAACAAUAGAAUAUGACAAAGUGAAUUUAAAUGAACAAUUUUUCACGGAUAAUUAUGAACAUAUUAAACUGGAACAACAAUUACAUACAGAACUAAUAAUAAAAGAGGAAGAAAAUGACCUAAAACAUCUACGAAAUGACAAUAGAGACUGUGAUAAAACAUUUAAAUUAAAAAAAUGUCUAACUCAAAAUAAAGCAUUUCGGGGGUGUUUUGUGCCUCUGUGCCCGAAUACUACUUCAAAACAGCCAGAAAAACUUUAUUUUUCCAUGCCAACGGAUAUGGCUAUUAGAAAAAAAUGGUUUGAUCGUGCUCAUCGUAAGGGUCCGAUUGGAAAAAGGAAUUAUUAUUGUUGCGAAGACCAUUUUGUACUGUCAGAGGACAUGAUGGAUUACAUGAGAUUCAAAUUGAUGGGGAAAUUGCAAAAAUUACGAAUCAAAAGAGGCGUGUUUCCACAUUUAUUCGAGUGUCAAGACCGGAAAACAGAAUUUUCUCCUGUGACAACACGCUCUGCACGCAUUGAAUUGUAGCAGAAACGGCUGGUUACUGAAAUGUUACAAGAAUCGAAAAACUAAAAUGUAUAACUUCUAGAUUUAAAUUUACAAAACGGU
Chrysoperla carnea is the source of this 756-nucleotide messenger RNA. RefSeq lists its product as uncharacterized. The transcript is spliced from 2 exons. The coding region runs from base 46 to 675 and encodes 209 amino acids. Lineage: Eukaryota; Metazoa; Arthropoda; Insecta; Neuroptera; Chrysopidae. The record is from RefSeq and is a predicted model, not a curated record.